Molecule: messenger RNA, 255 nt
Organism: Bipolaris victoriae FI3
Lineage: Eukaryota; Fungi; Ascomycota; Dothideomycetes; Pleosporales; Pleosporaceae
Exons: 1
Source: RefSeq, a predicted model, not a curated record
ACCCACCUUACUACGAAUGUUGGAAUCUCAAAAGAUGUGGUAGACGCCCAAGGUCACGUGAUUGUACUCAAAUGUGGCACAGGCAUGUGGCUAGAAACUGCCAAGAGGCCGGACAUGUUUGGUGCCGAUCAUCACAACUCCAAGGAACCAACCCUUGUCGCAACAAGUGAUAGCAACAUUCUUCUUACUGCACUGGAUAACACGCUGUGUCGAGGGGAUCACCAUCUGCACGCUUCUAAGCUACUCACAAAGUAG